AUGAAAUCGAUAUGCUUGGUGGAUAAGUUAAUAUGGAAUUUUCCUGGAAAUAUGAAUCCUCACGCUUUUGCCUUUGGGGAUGUCGACAAUGAUGAGGAUAAUGAAUUUGUUAUUGGAAACUUAAAUGGUGAGUUGAGUGUGUUCAAGGGCAAUCCAAUUGAGGGGCGGCCUUUAAUGACUGUUAGUGGAUUGGGAACGAUAACUUGUGUGGCCGUCGGCGAUAUUAAGAAUUCGGGCAAGAAUUCAAUUGUCUGUGUCAAUGCUGAAGGGGACUGUAACAUAUUUGACAUGACGAAGCAUAAUCCUACAUCAACAACCGAAGAAGAAAACAUACCAACAAGUACUAGAAGAAUUUCUGAAGCACAAGCACCACUGAUAAAGCCUAAUGUUAAUGAUCAUUUUAAAUUAACAUUCACUGUCCCUGUUAACUGCAAUCAUAUCUUGAUUGCUGAUAUUGAUGGGGAUGGCAUGAAUGAGGUAAUUCUUGCGCGUACCGAUCGUAUAUUACAUGUAUACUCUUAUGAAACGUCAUUACCUACUGAGGGAUCGACGGUCAACAAAACUCCUAGUAAAGAUCAACAAAAUUUAUUGACACGAUCAGGCAAUCUAAUCACAGAAAUUACUGCGAAUAGAACAAGUAAAGAUAAGCCGAAUGUUAAUGAAAUGAGUCCAACUCUAAAAGAAAAAAAGAAAUGGUUUUUUAGUGGUCAGAUCACAUCAUUAUCUACAGCUACGGACCCUCAAACAUCAUCACCAUUAUUGCUCGUAGGCCAACCUGGUGGUCAUUUUAUGAUAAUAGAUAAGAAUGAGAAUCGAACUUGCCCUACUCAAAUGUCAAAUGAUUUACAAU
Messenger RNA from Dentiscutata heterogama, 850 nucleotides. The record is from the annotation of a GenBank genome assembly. NCBI's taxonomy places the organism in Eukaryota, Fungi, Glomeromycota, Glomeromycetes, Diversisporales, Gigasporaceae.